Erigeron canadensis is the source of this 1963-nucleotide messenger RNA. Its product is annotated as phosphatidylinositol 4-kinase gamma 2-like. Lineage: Eukaryota; Viridiplantae; Streptophyta; Magnoliopsida; Asterales; Asteraceae. The record is from RefSeq and is a predicted model, not a curated record. The transcript is spliced from 2 exons. Bases 32 to 1657 code for a protein of 541 amino acids. Gene Ontology annotation, molecular function: protein binding.
UUUUUGUUGUGUGGAUCAAGAUUUUGAUACAAUGUCAGCUGUUGAUGUUGCAUUGAGUCCGAUUCACAUCGAAUCUGGUUUACUCCGAAACCCGAAUGAAUCUAUAGCUAUAUACUUAACUGUAGCUGGAUCAGUGAUUCCCAUGUGCAUUUUGGAGUCCGAUUCGAUUGCAUCAGUGAAGUUAAGGAUUCAAACAUGUAAAGGGUUUUUAGUUAAGAAACAAAAGUUAGUUUUUCAAGGAAGAGAGCUGUCAAGAAACAGUUGUUUAGUUAAAGAUUAUGGUGUUUCAAGUGGUGCUGUUCUGCAUUUGAUUCUUAGAGUUUCUAAUCGUCUUGUGAUGAUCACGGUUGAAACCGCUUUUGGGAAAGAGUUUGAGUUUCAGGUUGAUAGGUUUAGAAACGUGCGUUUUUUGAAACAAAAGAUAGCUCAAGUAGCAAAAGGGUUUGCAUUUGUGGAUGUUGAGGAUCAGGAGAUUCUGUGUGAUGGUAAGAAGCUUGAUGAUCAGAGGCUUGUUGAUGAUAUUUGUAAGAAUCGUGAUGCUAUCGUUCACUUAGUUGUUGUAAAACCUGCACGACUCGAGAAAGAUAAGAUUCAGACUAGAUUAGAGAAUGUUGGAUUUCUCUUGCAGCCUGUUAUUGUUAAUCCUAAUUUGAAAAUUUCGCCUGCUAUAUGGAGUAUGCUUAACUCUGCAUCAGAAGGACUGAGAAAAGUGAAAAACCCGAUUAGAUCAUCUGAGGGUACUGGGGGCGCUUACCUUAUGCAGCAUCCUUCGGGGAAUAAGUAUGUUGCUGUUUUUAAGCCUAUGGAUGAGGAACCGUUGGCGGUUAAUAACCCUCGAGGGCUACCUCCAUCUGCAAACGGUGAAGGACUAAAGAAAGGGACUAAGGUAGGUGAAGGUGCACUGAGGGAAGUUGCAGCAUACAUCUUGGACCAUCCAUUGACUGGACCUCGUUCAUCAAAGAAUGAAAAUGAGACCGGUUUUGCUGGUGUAGCCCCAACAAUUAUGGUUAAAUGUUUGAAUCCGCAAUUUAAUCAUCCACGAGGGUAUGAUGGUGGACAGGAAAACAUAAAGGUUGGGUCUUUGCAGAUGUUUAUGAAGAACUGUGGAAGUUGUGAAGAUAUGGGUCCAAGGGAUUUUCCAGUGGAGGAGGUUCAUAAGAUCACAGUUUUUGAUUUAAGAACAGCGAAUGCUGAUAGGCAUGCAGGGAACAUCUUGAUGAACAGAGAAGGGGACCGUAUCGUGCUGAUCCCUAUUGAUCACGGAUACUGUUUGCCUGAGAAUUUUCAAGAUUGCACAUUUGAUUGGAUGUAUUGGCCACAAGCACGGGAACCAUACUCUCAAGAAACUCUCGACUACAUAAACUCAUUAGAUGCAGAGCAAGAUAUAGCACUCUUGAGCUCAUAUGGCUGGGACCUCUCAGUAGAGUGUUCACGUACACUUCGCAUCUCUACCAUGCUUCUCAAAAAAGGUGCUACAAAAGGGCUCUCUCCUUUUGCCAUAGGUCAGAUCAUGUGCAGAGAAAACUUGAACAAGGAAUCUAUGAUCGAGAAGAUUAUUCAGAAAGCCCAUGACUCCAUGCUCACUGGAAUGAGUGAGGCUGCAUUCCUUGAAACUGUUAGCAGAAUCAUGGAUUCCGAGCUCGAGAAUAUGUCUUAGGACAUCUGUAGGUAUAUAUAAAAUAUGUAACUGGUCUGAAUUGGAUGGAAAUGAAGUGUGGAUGACUCACUUCGUCGUCCUCGGGCAUAUAAGAACUUUAGUAAUUUGUGGCUUCUAGUUUUCUUAUAAAGUAUUUGCUUCGAAACACUGUCGAGGGGAUCGAUAGCAUUCAAGAAACAAUACAAAUAAAACUAUGAUCAGCAAUCAGUGUUUUUUAGAUCUAGUUGCUGAAUUUGGCUUUUAUAGAUAUAUGCUUGUACACGCUCUGUAACGAAGCUUUUGUUGUGAAUGAUAAUGUUAUUGAGU